Rhodamnia argentea is the source of this 1721-nucleotide messenger RNA. Its product is annotated as actin-related protein 2. Gene Ontology annotation, molecular function: actin filament binding. NCBI's taxonomy places the organism in Eukaryota, Viridiplantae, Streptophyta, Magnoliopsida, Myrtales, Myrtaceae. The record is from RefSeq and is a predicted model, not a curated record. Bases 99 to 1268 code for a protein of 389 amino acids. The transcript is spliced from 15 exons. Gene Ontology annotation, cellular component: actin cortical patch; Arp2/3 protein complex. Gene Ontology annotation, biological process: Arp2/3 complex-mediated actin nucleation.
UUCUAAUUGAAGUUAAGAACAACCACCUCCGUCGCCACCAGCAACAGCAAGCAAUAAGCUCAGCUUCUUCUCCGUCUGCGCGCCUUCUCGACUGCUUCAUGGACAAUCUUAAUGUCGUCGUCUGCGACAAUGGCACCGGGUAUGUCAAGUGUGGUUUUGCUGGAGAGAAUUUCCCUACGUCCGUGUUCCCGUGCAUGGUGGGAAGGCCUAUGCUCCGAUAUGAGGAAUCGCUGACAGAACAAGAGCUGAAGGAUAUUGUUGUCGGAGAUGCAUGUGCUGACAUGCGGAAUCAACUAGAUAUAUCAUAUCCCGUAAAUAACGGCAUUGUGCAAAAUUGGGACGAUAUGGGUCAUGUCUGGGAUCACACAUUUUACAAUGAAUUGAAGAUAAACCCUGCAGAAUGUAAAAUAUUACUUACCGAUCCACCUCUUAAUCCCUCAAAGAAUCGUGAGAAAAUGGUGGAAACGAUGUUCGAGAAGUACAACUUUGCUGGCGUCUUCAUACAAAUUCAGGCUGUGCUGACAUUGUAUGCUCAAGGUUUGCUGACUGGAUUGGUUAUCGACUCUGGUGAUGGCGUCACACACGUGGUUCCUGUUGUUGAUGGUUAUUCAUUCCCUCAUCUUACAAAACGCAUGAACGUAGCUGGUCGGCACAUAACUUCCUAUCUAGUUGAUUUACUUUCACGGAGAGGGUAUGCAAUGAAUAAAACCGCUGAUUUUGAGACUGUCAGAGAAAUCAAAGAGAAGCUUUGCUACAUAAGUUAUGAUUACAAGAGGGAGUACCAACUGGGACUUGAGACUACCAUUCUCGUUAAGCAUUACACUCUGCCAGAUGGAAGGGUUAUUAAAGUCGGCACUGAAAGAUUUCAAGCCCCAGAAGCUCUAUUCACGCCAGAACUCAUAGAUGUCGAAGGUGAUGGGAUGGCUGACAUGGUAUUCCGCUGCAUCCAGGAAAUGGACAUUGAUAAUCGAAUGCUGCUCUACCAACACAUUGUCUUAAGUGGAGGAAGCACCAUGUACCCUGGAUUACCCAGCCGUCUGGAGAAAGAAAUACUGGAUCGGUAUCUGGAAGUUGUUCUCAAGGGAAAUAAAGAUGGCUUGAAGAAAUUGCGGUUGCGUAUUGAGGAUCCACCACGAAGAAAGCAUAUGGUGUACCUGGGAGGUGCUGUACUUGCAGGAAUCAUGAAGGAUGCACCUGAAUUCUGGAUUAGCAGAGAAGAGUAUCUAGAAGAAGGAAUUCGUUGUCUGAGCAAGUGUGGGCAGGCAUAACCCCUUUAAAUGCAGUUCGCUGGUACUAUUUUCUGCUGGCACCAUUUGAUGGGUCGAUUCCUUGCGAAAGAAAAUGGAUUUAAGAUUGAAUGUGCUGCUUUAAAAGAAUCACCGAACUGCUUGCCCGCACGGAGUCGAAUAACUCGAGCCACUCGCCCCUAUACCCAGCCACUGCAGUGCAGAUCGAGUUCACUAUUCCGUAAUUCCAACAAAUUGUAUUCCCAGACCCAAAAGGGUCAUACAGGAUGAAGAUAUUUACAUGAGAUAGGAAUGCUUAUAAUUACAUCUCUGUUGUCUAUACUGUUUUGUAUUUGCCAAUGCUGGGAUUUCCUGCCAUCUGACUUCUCGAUGAUGGCGUGCAGGCAUUGGAUAACAUUUGUUUGUCUUUUACUUUUCCAAGAAAAUCCACCAGCUCUGCUGAAAUGUAGUUCGAAGGGCUUGCUUGCAGUUGAA